GGCGGCGGGUGGGGGGCGCUGCGGGGCUGGUGUGCGAGCGCGCGGAAGGGGGAGGAGCGGCGUCGGCAGGGAGUCAAGUGGCCACACGGUGUUGCCGGUCCGUCCGGGCAAUCGCUCCCAUCUCCGCUGCACCGCCGCGCAGCGAGCAGCCGACAAGAGACGCGCUCCGACCAAGUCCCCGCCACCGCUUCCACUUCGGCGACGAGCGCCGCGGCGCGCGGACAGGCCACCGACCGACUGUUGUCCCUGCCGCUGCGACAUGCGACCACAGCCUCCGCGGGGAUAAGACGCGACGUCCACACACGCCCGGAGAGAGAGAGACAGAGAGAGAGAGAGAGAGAGACAGAGAGAGAGACAGAGAGAGAGAGAGAGACAGACAGAGAGAGAGAGGACGCCGCCGGGGGGACAGGAGCAGCGUGCGGCCGGGUGUAGACGGCAAUACUCAAAAGAUCUAAUUUGUCUGUGAUGAGCAUCCCCAUCCACCGGAGACCAAAGGUACGUGCUGAGUAUACAGUCCUCCCUUCAUCUCCAAAGCACUCCCUGACACAGAAUAACUGCUGAGGCCUGCCCCCGUUGUUCCCUCUGAGAGGAAGAGGAAGUGAUGUCACGCCACCACCACCGCUUUGAGAGGGACUAUCGGGGACCCUGGGAGCGGAGAGACGUCCGUCCAUCUGGCCUCCACAAUGGAGGAGCCAAUCAUAGCUGUGCCUCUGCCGUCGUCAAUGGCAACAACCGCCCGGGACUCCUUCCCCUCCCCGUCAUCCCCUCCCUCCUCCCCACCCCGGUUACAGUUGCCGUGACAACAUCCAGCAGCGACAUAGCGGUCAAGCGAUGCAUCGCGGGAUCGGUGGCUCCGGCGUCGGCCAAGGUCGCUGGUCUGUCACCUGGAGACAGCCAAGCCCCGGGACUGCUGCUGGCUCCUGGGGUGAGGUGGGGACAGACGCCCAUCAACCAGCUCACACCGUGGGAUACCGAUGAGCCCCCUGCCAAGCAACAUCGAGACAGCGAGCCCACCGGUCCUGGCAGCUGGGCUGCACCAAUAGCGGCGGUGAGCCAGCCCAGCCUCCUGCCCCACACCUACGCCCUCCCUCAACCGCCGUCCUUCAACCACAGUGUGACUGCGCAGUCACCGAUCAUCGGAGUAACCCCAUCCAUCCAGACGCCAGUGCCCCCGCAACACCCGCUCAUGACCGCCCACUUCCAGCUGACGCCUCAUUCGACGCAGCAGCCACCCUCCAUGGUGCUGACCAUGCCCAGCCAGCCUCACUACCCUUCAGCUCAGCCCACUGCCCAGGCCAACCACGUGGUCCAUCCGAGCCCUCACAGCGUAAUGGGCAACGGCCACCUAACCUCUCACCCCAGCCUCCUCCAGCACCCCGCACUGCCUCUGACCAAUGGACAGGCCGCAGUAGCAGCGCAGGCCCAACCAACGGCCGCAGACAAUCAGGACGGUCCUAACGGGCUGCAAAUGCUCCGGACGGUGGGAAUGGGAAAGUACGAGUUCAGUGACCCGGGACAUCCGAAAGAGAUGUUGAAGGAGUUGAACCAACAGCGCAGAGCGAAAGAGUUUACAGACCUGAAAAUAAUUGUUGAAGGCAAAGAGUUUGAAGUCCACCAAAAUGUUCUAGCUUCCUGCAGCUUGUAUUUCAAGGACCUGGUGAAAAGGUCAUCGGGGGAGACGCGGGGGAGCGGGGAGAUGCUGCAGCUGAACAUGAGCAACAUCGGCGCUGACGUGCUGGAGCUGCUGCUCGAGUUCGUCUACACGGGAUCGCUGGUCAUCGACUCGGCCAACGCCAAGACGCUGCUGGAGGCCGCCAACAAGUUCCAGUUCAACACCUUCUGUAAAGUCUGCGUGUCCUUCUUAGAGAAACAGUUGACUGCAGCGAACUGCCUGGGAGUGCUGGCCAUGGCUGAAGCCAUGAGUUGCACAGAGCUCCACAACAUGGCCAAAGCGUUUGCACUGCAGAACUUCCCCGAGGUGGCAGGGCAGGAGGAGAUUCUGAGCGUUUCCAAGGAGGACCUGGUGGCCUAUCUGUCCAACGACAGUCUCAACACAAAGGCCGAGGAGCUGGUCUAUGAGACGAUCAUCAAAUGGAUCAAACAGGACCCCAACUCCAGAGAACAGCAUCUGUCAGAGCUGUUGGCCGUGGUGCGCCUUCCCUUCAUCCACCCGUCCUACCUGCUGAACGUGGUGGACAACGAGGAGCUGAUCAAGACGUCGGAGGCGUGUCGUGAUCUGGUCAACGAAGCCAAGCGGUACCACAUGCUGCCCCACGCGCGGCAAGAGAUGCAGACGCCCAGGUCCCGGCCAAGACUUUCUGCAGGUGUAGCCGAGGUCAUAGUUUUGGUGGGAGGGCGUCAGUCGAUCGGGAUGAACCAACGCUCCCUGACAGCAGUCACCUGUUUUAACCCCCAGAACAGUAAGUGGUACCCGCUGGCCAGCCUGCCUUUCUACGACCGCGAGUUCUUCAGUGUCAUCUCGGCGGGAGACAACAUCUACCUGUCAGGUGGUACCGAGUCGGGUGUGAUGGUGGCCGAUGUGUGGUGCUACAUGUCCCUGUUGGACAACUGGAAUCUGGUGUCGCGGAUGACUGUGGCCCGCUGCAAACACAACAGUCUGGUGUACGAUGGCAAACUCUACACCAUUGGAGGCCUGGGUGUAUCAGGGAACCUGGACCACGUGGAGAGGUACGACACCAUCACCAACCAAUGGGAGACGGUGUCUCCUCUGCCAAAGCCGGUCCACUCCGCAGCGGCCACAGUGUGUGGGGGGAAGGUGUUCGUGUUCGGAGGCGUGAACGAGGCCGGGCGCUCGGCCGGCGUCCUCCAGUCCUACGUGCCGCAGAGCAACACCUGGAGCUUCAUUGAAUCCCCCAUGAUAGAUAACAAAUACGCCCCUGCAGUGAGUCUGAACGGCUUUAUUUUCAUCCUGGGAGGAGCCUACGCUCGAGCUACCACUAUCUAUGACCCAGACAAAGGCAACAUCAAGGCUGGUCCCAACAUGAAUCACUCUCGGCAGUUCUGCAGUGCCGUGAUCCUGGACGGAAAGAUCUACGCCACGGGGGGAAUCGUGAGCAGCGAGGGUCCGGCCCUGGGCAACAUGGAGACCUUUGACCCUUGCACCAACACCUGGGCGCUGCUGCAGUCGCUGCCCUGCCCGCUCUUCAGACACGGCUGCGUGGUCAUCAAAAAGUACAUCCAAAGCGGCUGAGGGCAGCAGGCGCCCGAUCACAGCGGGUCCGACACCAAACACCAGCUGAGCACCGGUUGUGGGACGAUGUGCGACGGCGGCUUGGGUCCAGUCGGUCGGCCGGUCGACGACCUCUGGACUUGACGCCAGCAUCCGUCCACCCGGUUACCCGUCCCACCCCCACCCCCCAAAAGCCCUGUGCAGAAUGUACUCAUGUUCAACUACUCGGCCAUGUCAGGUGGCGAUGCCUAAACCUUCAGUACUGUACGUGUCAUGGUAGUAGUUCAUCCUCUCAUCCAACAGGCACAGGGACCCUCUUAGUAAUCUACAAGCUCCUUCUUUUGUUCUGUCGUUUCCAGAUCUAGGUGAACUCACCACCUCCCCGUGUCAGGUCCAGAUUCUUGUCCCUUUGAGUAAAUUGUGUUUAGACUUUAUAGUCAUUCACCCAAGCGCCGUUUCUUUGUGGUCUAUGAACAUUCUUCAAGUAGUAACAUCUACAGGACAGGAGGAAAAGUGAAGGAAAGGAAUGUGACUCUUCCUUUUGAUUUGACGCGUUCCCUCUCUCUCCCUCCAAUAUGUCAGCUAACAAAAUUCCCACAGCGAGUGUGAAUUCAUAAGUUGAAUUUCUUUUAAUCCAUAAAAUCUAGGGCAGGUAGUGUUUCAAAAGAGAAAAUCUUCAUUUUCUCUGUCUUUGGCAAUUCCAACCUGAUGUGGGGAAAAGAGAACGGAUCGAGAGGGAAGGGAUUUCUCCUUUCCACCGACGUCUGAUCAGACGUUCCAGUCGGGACAGUUCCUCCGGAUAAAAGCACAAUAUUCACCUGUGACUGUUACCAUAAAAGAUAUGUUGACCCAUUUUUUUUCCAUCCGUUCACCUGUUUCUCCUCCCACCAUCUUUUUGUUUUGUACAAUGUGUUUCAUUGCAACCCACAAAAGAUGUUGGGUUGGUAUUCUGUAAAUACAGGAAGGAAAUAUGUAUAUUUUAAAAACCUGAAGGCAAUUCUGUAUAAAUGUUUUUAGAAAAAAAAUCCGAUAGGUUGGACUCAAAUGGUAUGUCUGUAAAUCUGUACCCAAAAAGAAGAAAUUAACAAUUGUUAUUGAAACCUAAUACAUAAACCAGAACAAUG
Molecule: messenger RNA, 4314 nt
Organism: Scophthalmus maximus (turbot)
Lineage: Eukaryota; Metazoa; Chordata; Actinopteri; Pleuronectiformes; Scophthalmidae
Product: kelch-like protein 29
Exons: 16
Coding region: 602-3211 (869 amino acids)
Molecular function (GO): protein binding
Source: RefSeq, a predicted model, not a curated record